AUGACUCUUCAGGAAUGGACCAGCGUUCUCCAGGACACGAUUGAGGAGCAUGGCAUAGAGGACACCUGGAGCAUUGAAUUUGAUGACGCCAUUGUUCCUGAUCACCCAGCGGGAGGUUGGCAGCAGUACAUCAGUGGGACAUUUGCAAGGUAGGCUCUUUGAAUAAAGUGUAAAUAGACGGAAUUCGGAACUUAGAAAUGUGUUUACAAAUGUACAUUAAACCUGAUUAAAUGUUCAAUUACUGUCUUCAAAUGGAUAGGGACUUGAUAGAUUAAAUUCAGAAUUAAGACAUUAAAUGAACUUUAUGUACUUUGACUAACUUUUUAUACUGAAAUUAGGUAUUUACAUAUCACUUAUUUCUCCCUGCAGGUUCAUGUGCUCAAAGUGUAACAGUGCCUGGCCUUCGAAGAGAGUUCUGGUGGUGUUUCACAUGCGCCUGUUGGCAGUGGAGAAAAAGGGGAUGGUUAAAGUGAAACGCUUCAGACAGAAGUGCAAGAAGUGUGUACCGAGCCAAAUGGAGGAGCCUCAAUUCAAGGCAGAGAACAUCAAGGUGCUGCUGGAGAAGCUUGUCGAGAAGAUCCUCGUCAAGUGCUACGAUAAGGACCCAGGCGAGAAGAAUAGCUCAUUCCAUUUUGAUGGGAGGAUUGAUGGACCCCAUGAGGCUGCCCAUUGUGAAGCCUGCCAACAUGGCAUCUGCAGACAGGUGACCACAAAAUAAACCAUAGAAGGAAAAAGCUAGAAAAAUCUGGGAAAUGUUUAAUUCCUAAAUGUAUAUGAGUUCAAGGAAUUACUUCUCAACAGAUGUACAAAUCAUAUCCCAUGUCAAGUGAGGACAUCAUCUUUAUGGUGCAGAGACAACUGGCAACAACUCCAGCUUGGCGAAUACAAUGCAAAUUCAUAAAAGCAAGGCAACAUUGCUUUAGAAACCCAUUUGCAUCAAUUACAAAUAUUUCUGGGACUUUACACAGAUCUUAGUCUGCAAAAUGUGACAAAAUGUUUAUAAUAUUCAGUGUGUGUGUGUGUGUGUGUGUGUGUGUCUGUGUGUGUGUGUGUGUGUGUGUGUGUGUGUGUGUGUGUGUGUGUGUGUGUGUGUGUGUGUGUGUGUGUGUGUGUGUGUGUGUGUGUGUGUGUGUGUGUGUGUGUGUGUGUGUGUGUGUGUGUGUGUGUGUGCUUCCCUUUCCAUAUGGUUUCAGCAGGGAUGAAAACUUUAAUGAUCUAUAACUUUCUAAGUAAAAUGUCCUGACCUGCUUUAAACUGCAUUAAAAAUCUAAUUUCACUGUUGUGGAGUUACUUUAUCAGAAAAACACAUGGAAACAUAAAUUGGGCCAAGUCCCACCCGGUUCCGAGACCCGGUACCUAUGAUCCAAAUGAGAGCCAGGCGGAGCUGAGAUCCGGUACAUUUCGUUAGCCUAUUUGAAUUAUGUAAUAAAAAAAAUGGUUGUCCACGUUUAAUUUUCCACAGCCAACAUCACGAGUGGAAGUGGGAAAAAAGGUGCUUGUGGUUGUGUGAUAAGCAGUACUUAUAACAGUACUAUAAGAAAACAUGAACAGGAUGUAGUCCUACAAGAAGCAGAUCCCUCCCUAACCUAAGUACAGGGGGUCCCUAAUGUAAACUGGAUCUCUUUCAUCCAUUGGAAAAGCCUAUAAGACUGUCCCAUUUUAGCGACUCCAUGCUGUGGUUGGUAAAGCGGGACAACCAAAAAUGACUGAUUUUUCAACAUUUUAACAUAAUAUUGGCAACUUUUUUAAGUCUUAUAGGCUUUUCCAAUGGAGGAAAGACACGUAAUCAAUAGUGUUUUUUAACCGUGGGUUCGAGCCCACCUUGCAUCAAGCUUUUUUGUUGAGGAAAUAAAAUAAUUCAAUUUCGGUCCUUGAUGCUCGAUUCAAAACACAUGUGACGAAGUGGAUUAUUAUAAUAAUGCAUAAACUAGCAAACAUUGUAGUCCUGCAUGUAAGUGUAGCCUACAUAAAAAUAUACUAAUGACAGCCAAGUGUCUUCCUACAUUGACUGUCGAUUCAAGCUGAGGAGAAUUUUUGUAAUAAUAAUUAGGGGUGUAACGAUCCAUCUACUACAUCGAUGUAUCGAUUUAUAUUCCUAUGAUCCAACUACAUCGAUCUGUGCUCGGCGAGUUGGCCUUUUGGACAACAUAUAUCGAUCUAACAUCGUUUUAAAAUGUAAUAAAUGGAUUGUAUCUAUACUAGGAAAUAACCCAUUGGAUUUAAGCACGUCAGACUUUAUAUGGAUGUUUUUUCUUAGCACUUUUAAUGAUAAAGGCUUUAAACAUUACUCGAUUCAGUCUGCCUAUCCGUGACGUCAUCGCGCCAGCAGCAGCGCAAAGGCGCCAAGACAACAAAACAUAGCAUGGCGGACGACAGAGGAGAAGCCGACGAGCGAGAAAUUAUCAAGCCACCAUUGCGGUCCUUACAAGAAACAGGAAUCUAGGAAACUUCACCUGCAUUGUCCAGUAUCCAGGUAUUUAUUUCAGUCACACUGGUUGAACUUUGGGCUAAAAGGUUACUGAAUCGAUUUCAAGUCACUGAAUCGUUUCGGAUCGUAUCGUUCUAAAUGAACCAAUAUCGUCCUUGAAUCGUAUCGACAACCACGAAUCGUGAUACAAAUCGAAUCGUUGUUAAAACGAAUCGUUACACCCCUAAUAAUAAUGUAUUAUUUUUUAAGUUUUUGCUCUAUCUGAUUGGGUGGGCCUGGCAGGGCCUGGCUCCCCAGUGGGUGGGCCCUAGACCACACAGUCCCACCCAUGCCUACCAGAGGAGGCUGGUGGGAGAAGCCAUAGGAGGACAGGCUCAUUGUAAUGGCUGGAAUUAAAUUAAUGGAAUGGAGUCAAACAUGUGGUUUCCAUAUGUUUGAUGUGUUAGAUACCAUUCCAUUAAUUCCAUUCUAGCCAUUACAAUGAGCCCAUCCUCCUAUAGCUCCUCCCACCAGCCUCCUCUGAUGCCUAUGCCCCUGGUACCUGUACCUAAUUUACUCCAAGUCAAGCACUACACACUAACACAAUACAUAUCUACAUUUCAAGGGCGGAAACCAGCUACAAUUUAGCUUUCUGUCACAUGCAAGUGUGGUGUCGAGAAAACUAUGCUGAGAUGCUGUGAGAACAAGAAUUCCGCUGACACUGUACUUUGAUUAUAAAGGUUUAUUUAUAUCAAAGGAUUCCAGCGUCAAUUUACAGAUAUCUGCCGAUAUCUGGAGAAUAACCGGCUCCAAUCUGUAAUUUGUUAUUCUCCCCGUCCUCUGUUUUAACCGUGGUAUAUAUCCUAUGCCCUAUGUAACAUAAUAUGGGUGUUUUCCCCUACAGACCAAUCCCAGGACUCCACCUAAUAGACUUCCUCGGCUUUAGGGUGCCCCUAUAGAACUACUCUCCAGAUGCUCCCUUUAAGCUGAGUCAACAUCCUCUAAAACCAUUUGCAACCAUUAGCAAAGUCAUAAAUUCCUUAGAUACCACACAAGUAAAUCAACCCUUUUCAUUGGCUGAUAGGCAUUUUGUGCGUGAGAACUCAUUUAACUUUAAAUGCUUGCUUAGGUUCGGAAUUAUGGCUCCACAGAUGCUGUCAUAAAGAGAUAACGGUGGCGAUUGAAGUUUGAUCACUAGGGCUGGCAUCCUGCCUGCACCAAAACAAAUGACAGAUAGCGCAUAAUGUUUUUGUAACAGGUGCUGUACUGCGCCGCUGUAGCUCUGCGUUGUGUGUAAUUGAUUGAGACUAAAGAAGUGGAUUUUGGAGAUCAGGUUGUUUUACAUUUACGUCAUUUAGCAGACGCUCUUAUCCAGAGCGACUUACAGUUAGGGCAUACAUUAUUAUUUUUAAUACCCCAUGGGAAUCAAACCCUCAACCCUGGCGUUGCAAACACCAUGCUCUACCAACUGAGCUACCUCCCUGCCAGCCAUUCCCUUCCCUACCCUGGACAAAUUGUACACCGCCCCAUUGGUCUCCCAGCUACAGCUACAGCAGAGCCUGGAUUCGAACCAGGAUAUCUAGUGUCACAGCUAGCACUGCGAUGCAGUGCCUUAGACCACUGCGCCACUCGGGAGACUUUUAAUGUAUCAGAGUUCUUUCUCCUGCAUCCGAAAUAAAAAAUGAAACAUUUGUAGAGCAUAAAUAUGUUCUGCCAAUCGUGCCUCUCUCAUCCACUUAUGAGUAAACUCUAAAUAUACAACAUUAUUCAUGAACAAAUCACUGUGUGCCAAGACUUUGUACUUAAAGGAAUCUAACUUUUCUUAAGACGACAGAAAUAGCGUGCCUACCUCUCCAAGCGCAUCAAAAUGAUUUGAGCCCGAGCACGCAGGGCAAAGUACACACUCCCCUAUUCCCCAGGAUUCAGACAUGCAUAAUAACACAUCAACAUGCUAUGUUAAUAUAUGAACCUGGUGAAAUUCGCAAAGUAUUUUAACAACUGUUACAUUCCGUUAACUGUAUGUUUCUUAGAGCUUGGUGAGAGCGUGGUUGUCCUAUGGUUAUUUAGCAUACAACCUUCCCACAACAUUCUGGGAAUGGUGCAGGAUACCCAGCUAGCACAUAAUGUUCUGAGAACCAUAAGUUUCUUAGGUGGGAAUUUCAGUACUUCAGCAUAAUGUUUUCUGCAGGUUUCCCCAUGGUUCUAUUUAAAGUCAUGUUCUCAGAACGUUUUGAGAACAUUAAGAAACAACGUUCUUCUGUGGGAAUUUAAGUACUUCAGCAUACCGUUUUCUGCAGGUUUCCUCAUGGUUAUAUUUAAAGUCAUGUUCUCAGAACAUUAAGAAAACUUUCCAUAAAAACCACAAGAAAACGUUAGUAAUAUUCAAAGAACGUUCUAAGAAAGUUAUUUAAAAACAUAUACAUUCUGUUCUCAGCAUCAAAAAACUCUAGCCUCUAUCUUGUUAAGUGUGUUCAGGUAAUAAUAAUAAUAUGCCAUUUAGCAGACGCUUUUAUCCAAAGCAACUUACAGUAAUGCAUGCAUAUUUUUUUUUUGCGUAUGGGUGGUCCCAGGGAUCGAACCCACUACCUUGGCGUUACAAGCGCCGUGCUCUACCAGCUGAGCUACAGAGGACCACAGGGUGUGUUGGCUGCGCCCACUAAUUGUCCAUACUUGAUCUUAAUGAGUGCUUGUUUCCUUUGAAAUGGAGUCUGUUUGAAUAGACUAAAAUGCUUUGUAUGAGUAAAAAAAAUAUGCAAUACUAGCUCCAUCCUGGUGGCGCAUUGGACUAAUUCCAUGGAUAAAAAACAGAAUAUCAUAGGUUUGAAUUUCAGUGAGGCUGUGCCACAAGAAAAAAAAAAAUGUGUUUGCAUGAUUAAUGCCUAAACAAAUAAACAUUUAUGUGCCCUAUCUGUGCUUGGAGUUCAAAACAGUUAAUUUCUGUUCUCAGAACCUUUAAAACCUCCCUGGGAACCAUAGUAAAACGUCCUCAGAACCUCCCUGUAAUAAAAAAAUUAAGGAUCCCAGAACAGGAAAGAAUUUCACUUCUGUUCUCAGAACGUUUAAAGAACGUUCAGUUUUACCGGUCAGGAAACGUAUGGCUUUGUUCCCAGAACCAAUGGGAAACAAAAAAAAAAAACGUUUCCACAACUUCCAAGGAAACAAAUGUGCUAGCUGGGCCAGGACUAUCAGUUGAAAUAGAAACCUAACAGCACUUAAGUUUCACUUUCCCCAUAGCAUUUCUGUUGAAGGCAGUUGUAAGAAAGUGCUAAUUGCAUGACUGCCAGGUCAUCCUUAGCUACAGUAUAAGUGGGUGUGAAGAAGAAGCAUAACAAGAACAAGUCAACGCUUUUGGCUACUACUUCACCAAAAGAGCAAUGACUAACCAAGGAUGGAUUAGUAUUUUUCAGUCAAAGGUCAAGCAACUGAAGAUGAAUAAGAGAGACAGCUGGCGUAUCGAGUUUGAUGAUUCCAUUGAGGCAAACAGCCUGGAAUCAGGCUGGCAUCAGUACAUCAGUGGGGCAUUUGCAAGGUAGGAGUCCUUUGAUAUUCUUGCAACGUGUGUUACUGUUGGGGUGCUAACAUAGACAACCAAAAACAACAGGUAAUUGUGUGUAUCUGAUAAAUCAAAUACAUUUGACUGAUAGUUGACAUUAAAGUUUGAAUUUAAAGGGUAAAUGCUGUAUUUUUUUUAAAUAUAUACAGUGGGGAAAAAAAGUAUUUAGUCAGCCACCAAUUGUGCAAGUUCUCCCACUUAAAAAGAUGAGAGAGGCCUGUAAUUUUCAUCAUAGGUACACGUCAACUAUGACAGACAAAAUGAGAAAAAAAAAUCCAGAAAAUCACAUUGUAGGAUUUUUAAUGAAUUUAUUUGCAAAUUAUGGUGGAAAAUAAGUAUUUGGUCAAUAACAAAAGUUUCUCAAUACUUUGUUAUAUACCCUUUGUUGGCAAUGACACAGGUCAAAUGUUUUCUGUAAGUCUUCAGAAGGUUUUCACACACUGUUGCUGGUAUUUUGGCCCAUUCCUCCAUUCAGAUCUCCUCUAGAGCAGUGAUGUUUUGGGGCUGUCGCUGGGCAACACGGAAUUUCAACUACCUCCAAAGAUUUUCUAUGGGGUUGGGAUCUAGAGACUGGCUAGGCCACUCCAGGACCUUGAAAUGCUUCUUACGAAGCCACUCCUUUGUUGCCCGGGCGGUGUGUUUGGGAUCAUUGUCAUGCUGAAAGACCCAGCCACGUUUCAUCUUCAAUGCCCUUGCUGAUGGAAGGAGGUUUUCACUCAAAAUCUCACGAUACAUGGCCCCAUUCAUUCUUUCCUUUACACGGAUCAGUCGUCCUGGUCCCUUUGCAGAAAAACAGCCCCAAAGCAUGAUGUUUCCACCCCCAUGCUUCACAGUAGGUAUGGUGUUCUUUGGAUGCAACUCAGCAUUCUUUGUCCUCCAAACACGAAGAGUUGAGUUUUUACCAAAAAGUUCUAUUUUGGUUUCAUCUGACCAUAUGACAUUCUCCCAAUCCUCUUCUGGAUCAUCCAAAUGCACUCUAGCAAACUUCAGACGGGCCUGGACAUGUACUGGCUUAAGCAGGGGGACACGUCUGGCACUGCAGGAUUUGAGUCCCUGGCAGCGUAGUGUGUUACUGAUGGUAGGCUUUGUUACUUUGGUCCCAGCUCUCUGCAGGUCAUUCACUAGGUCCCCCCGUGUGGUUCUGGGAUUUUUGCUCACCGUUCUUGUGAUCAUUUUGACCCCACGGGGUGAGAUCUUGCGUGGAGCCCCAGAUCGAGGGAGAUUAUCAGUGGUCUUGUAUGUCUUCCAUUUCCUAAUAAUUGCUCCCACAGUUGAUUUCUUCAAACCAAGCUGCUUACCUAUUGCAGAUUCAGUCUUCCCAGCCUGGUGCAGGUCUACAAUUAUGUUUCUGGUGUCCUUUGACAGCUCUUUGGUCUUGGCCAUAGUGGAGUUUGGAGUGUGACUGUUUGAGGUUGUGGACAGGUGUCUUUUAUACUGAUAACAAGUUCAAACAGGUGCCAUUAAUACAGGUAACGAGUGGAUGACAGAGGAGCCUCUUAAAGAAGAAGUUACAGGUCUUUGAGAGCCAGAAAUCUUGCUUGUUUGUAGGUGACCAAAUACUUAUUUUCCACCAUGAUUUGCAAAUAUAUUCAUAAACAAUCCUAAAUUGUGAUUUUCUGGAAAAAAAAUUCUCAUUUUGUCUGUCAUAGUUGACGUGUACCUAUGAUGAAAAUUACAGGCCUCUCUCAUCUUUUUAAGUGGGAGAACUUGCACAAUUGGUGGCUGACUAAAUACUUUUUUCCCCCACUGUAUAUAUAUAGUAGAUAGAUAUGUUUAUACUGUAUACUGAACAAAAACGUAAACGCAACAUGUAACAAUUUCAACGAUUUUACUGAGUUACAGUUCAUAGAAGGAAAUCAGUCUAUUGAAAUAAAUUCAUUAAGCCCUAAUCUAUGGAUUUCACAUGACUGGGCAGGGGUGCAGCCAAAUGAGUUUUUCCCCACAGACAGAAAUACUCCUCAGCACCCACCUUAGACGAUCCGGCAGGUGAAGAAGCAGGAUGUUGAGGUCCUGGGCUGACGUGGUUGCAUAUGGUCUGCGGUUGUGAGGCCGGUUGGACGUACUGCCAAAUUCUCUAAAACGAUGUUGGAGGGGGCUUAUGAUAAAGAAAUUAACAUUCAAUUCUCUGGCAACAGCUCUCGUGGACAUUCCUGCAGUCACCAUGCCAAUUGCACGCUCCCUCAAAACUUGAGACAUCUGUGGCAUUGUGUUGUGUGACAAAACCGCACAUUUUAAAGUGGCCUUUUAUUGUCCCCAGCACAAGGUGCACCUGUGUAAUGAUCAUGCUGUUUAAUCAGCUUCUUGAUAUGCCACACCUGUCAGGUGGAUGGAUUAUCUUGGCAAAGGAAAAAUGUUCACUAACAGGGAUGUAAACAAAUUAGUGCACAACAUUUGAGAUAAAUAAGCUUCUUGUGCGUAUGGAAAAAUUUUGGGAUCUUUUAUUUCAGCUCAUGAAACAUGGGACCAACACUUUACAUGUUGCAUUUAUAUUUUUGUUCAAUAUAUUUAUCUAGAUUUCAUGUAGCCCUCUCAAAAAGUAUGUUUGAAUGCAAUUCUUUGUAAUUCUAAUAAUAAGGUUUUAUUUGGUAAACACAGACUGUGCCUGGUGUAGAAUUACAAAGAAUAUUUCCGCAAGGUACAACACAAGUUGAGUACAACACAACAGCACCGUAGUGGAUUUUAACAAUUGCCCUGCUAAGAACUGCUUGUGUCUGAAACCCACUUUCCCUAUUUCUCCAAGAACUGCUUGUGUCUGAAACCCACUUUCCCUAUUUCUCCAAGAACUGCUUGUGUCUGAAACCCACUUUCCUUAUUUCUCCAAUUUCCACAUCAAGGUUCAGGUGCUCCAAGUGUAACAGAAGUUGGUCCUCUGGCCGGGUGCAAGUGGUGUUUCACAUGCGUCUAUCGUCAGGGCAGGGAAUGGUUAAAGUGCGACGCUUACGUCAGGAAUGCAGGCAGUGUGAUGAGGCUCUUAUGGAGGAGGCCAGUUUCGAUGAGGAGAAACUUGAAGUCCUACUGGAGAAACUGAUGGAGAAGAUUCGUAUCAAGUGCUACCACGAGAACCUGGGAAAGAAAAACAGACAUCAUUUUGAUGAUGAAGAUGAUGAAGGUCCCCCCCAUGAGAGUGCCCAUUGCGAAGCCUGCAGUAUGGGCCUUUGUUCGAAGACCAGCACAAAGCGUUUCAAAGCCUGGUAGAAUAUGGUAGAAUUAGCCUGCUACACGCCUAAUACUCUUUACAGUGUGUGUACAAACAAAGCUUUAUUACUGUCAUUGACUUAUUCUGCUGGUACACCAACAAUACUGUUGGGUCUGUAUUUUCUGUUUUGGGAUUUUCUGUGUUACUCUACAGUGUGUCUAUUUGUAAUUGUAAUCCAGUGUAAUGAAGGUAAAACAAGUUUUAUUGCACAAGAUAUUUGUUAAUGAUGGGGUGUGGUAGUAGGCGUGAACUACUACAAGAAUAAUGUUCUCUCAAUGUGCAAGAUACAGCAUGUCACUCUUUUCUGUUCUUUGCUUUCUUUUCACCCAUUACAUGGAUGUUUUUCACCCAAUAACCAAAAUAAAAUAACUAAUAAGUAAAUAAAACUCUGUCAUGGAAAAGCUUUUGAUGAAUUCCGAGCCAUUUCUUUGUUAAUUCAAGAGGGAUGUGUCCAAACGCCACAUAUCCUUUUCCACUUUCAUGAUGAUGACAUAACCUUUAUGGUAUGAGUGAAAACCUCCUUCCAUCAGCAAGGGCAUUGAAGAUGAAAAGUGGCUGGGUCUUUCAGCAUGACAAUGAUCCCAAACACACCGCCCGGGCAACGAAGGAGUGGCUUCGUAAGAAGCAUUUCAAGGUCCUGGAGUGGCCUAGCCAGUCUCCAGAUCUCAACCCCAUAGAAAAUCUUUGGAGGGAGUUGAAAGUCCGUGUUGCCCAGCGACAGCCCCAAAACAUCACUGCUCUAUAGGAGAUCUGCAUGGAGGAAUGGGCCAAAAUACCAGCAACAGUGUGUGAAAACCUUGUGAAGACUUACAGAAAAUGUUUGACCUGUGUCAUUGCCAACAAAGGGUAUAUAACAAAGUAUUGAGAAACUUUUGUUAUUGACCAAAUACUUAUUUUCCACCAUACUUUGCAAAUAAAUUCAUAAAAAAUCCUACAAUGUGAUUUUCUGGAUUUUUUUUCUCAUUUUGUCUGUCAUAGUUGACGUGUACCUAUGAUGAAAAUUACAGGCCUCUCUCAUCUUUUUAAGUGGGAGAACUUGCACAAUUGGUGGCUGACUAAAUACUUUUUUCCCCCACUGUAUAUAUAUAGUAGAUAGAUAUGUUUAUACUGUAUACUGAACAAAAACGUAAACGCAACAUGUAACAAUUUCAACGAUUUUACUGAGUUACAGUUCAUAGAAGGAAAUCAGUCUAUUGAAAUAAAUUCAUUAAGCCCUAAUCUAUGGAUUUCACAUGACUGGGCAGGGGUGCAGCCAAAUGAGUUUUUCCCCACAGACAGAAAUACUCCUCAGCACCCACCUUAGACGAUCCGGCAGGUGAAGAAGCAGGAUGUUGAGGUCCUGGGCUGACGUGGUUGCACAUGGUCUGCGGUUGUGAGGCCGGUUGGACGUACUGCCAAAUUCUCUAAAACGAUGUUGGAGGGGGCUUAUGAUAAAGAAAUUAACAUUCAAUUCUCUGGCAACAGCUCUCGUGGACAUUCCUGCAGUCACCAUGCCAAUUGCACGCUCCCUCAAAACUUGAGACAUCUGUGGCAUUGUGUUGUGUGACAAAACCGCACAUUUUAAAGUGGCCUUUUAUUGUCCCCAGCACAAGGUGCACCUGUGUAAUGAUCAUGCUGUUUAAUCAGCUUCUUGAUAUGCCACACCUGUCAGGUGGAUGGAUUAUCUUGGCAAAGGAAAAAUGUUCACUAACAGGGAUGUAAACAAAUUAGUGCACAACAUUUGAGAUAAAUAAGCUUCUUGUGCGUAUGGAAAAAUUUUGGGAUCUUUUAUUUCAGCUCAUGAAACAUGGGACCAACACUUUACAUGUUGCAUUUAUAUUUUUGUUCAAUAUAUUUAUCUAGAUUUCAUGUAGCCCUCUCAAAAAGUAUGUUUGAAUGCAAUUCUUUGUAAUUCUACACAAUGGUACAGACUGAAUUCUUUGCAAUUCUAAUAAUAAGGUUUUAUUUGGUAAACACAGACUGUGCCUGGUGUAGAAUUACAAAGAAUAGUUCCGCAAGGUACAACACAAGUUGAGUACAACACAACAGCACCGUAGUGGAUUUUAACAAUUGCCCUGCUAAGAACUGCUUGUGUCUGAAACCCACUUUCCCUAUUUCUCCAAGAACUGCUUGUGUCUGAAACCCACUUUCCCUAUUUCUCCAAGAACUGCUUGUGUCUGAAACCCACUUUCCCUAUUUCUCCAAGAACUGCUUGUGUCUGAAACCCACUUUCCUUAUUUCUCCAAUUUCCACAUCAAGGUUCAGGUGCUCCAAGUGUAACAGAAGUUGGUCCUCUGGCCGGGUGCAAGUGGUGUUUCACAUGCGUCUAUCGUCAGGGCAGGGAAUGGUUAAAGUGCGACGCUUACGUCAGGAAUGCAGGCAGUGUGAUGAGGCUCUUAUGGAGGAGGCCAGUUUCGAUGAGGAGAAACUUGAAGUCCUACUGGAGAAACUGAUGGAGAAGAUUCGUAUCAAGUGCUACCACGAGAACCUGGGAAAGAAAAACAGACAUCAUUUUGAUGAUGAAGAUGAUGAAGGUCCCCCCCAUGAGAGUGCCCAUUGCGAAGCCUGCAGUAUGGGCCUUUGUUCGAAGACCAGCACAAAGCGUUUCAAAGCCUGGUAG
Molecule: messenger RNA, 11755 nt
Organism: Coregonus sp. 'balchen'
Lineage: Eukaryota; Metazoa; Chordata; Actinopteri; Salmoniformes; Salmonidae
Source: the annotation of a GenBank genome assembly